AUGUUUGGCCAGCUCUGCAGUGGAAACGCCAAGAACAGGAAGAGGACCUCUGAUACAUGGGGACAAGGACACUACGGGGCCCGGCGAGGAGACAGAGUCCAUAACGGACUGGACGUGGCGUGUGCGGACGGGGCUGUUGUCUACGCACCCUUCGACGUCAAGCUGAACGGCAAAGUCAUCGUUUACACCGACUCCAAGAAGACAGCCAUCAACAACGGCAUCAACCUCAGUGGGGAAGGCCUGUGCUUCAAGCUGUUCUACGUGAACCCAGACAGAGUGUCUGGAGAGGUGAGGAAGGGCCAGAGGCUGGGCGUCAUGCUGCCCAUGCAGUCCGUCUACCCGGGCAUCACCUCACACAUCCACGUCCAGAUGUGCAACAAGUCUGACCCCACCAAGUACUUCUGA
Messenger RNA from Hypomesus transpacificus, 405 nucleotides. RefSeq names its product leukocyte cell derived chemotaxin 2, tandem duplicate 1 (gene lect2.1). The record is from RefSeq and is a predicted model, not a curated record. The coding region runs from base 1 to 405 and encodes 134 amino acids. The transcript is spliced from 3 exons. NCBI's taxonomy places the organism in Eukaryota, Metazoa, Chordata, Actinopteri, Osmeriformes, Osmeridae.